Rattus norvegicus (Norway rat) is the source of this 612-nucleotide messenger RNA. Lineage: Eukaryota; Metazoa; Chordata; Mammalia; Rodentia; Muridae. The record is from RefSeq and is a predicted model, not a curated record.
AUGGGACAAAGCAAAGACAGAAAACUCUGCAGUGAUAAGUACUGCAGUGAUAAGCACUGCAGUGAUAAGUACUGCAGUGAUAAGUACUGCAGUGAUAAGCACUGCAGUGAUAAGUACUGCAGUGAUAAGCACUGCAGUGAUAAGUACUGCAGUGAUAAACACUGCAGUGAUAAGCACUGCAGUGAUAAGCACUGCAGUGAUAAGCACUGCAGUGAUAAGCACUGCAGUGAUAAGCACUGCAGUGAUAAGUACUGCAGUGAUAAGUACUGUAUUGGUAAGUACUGCAGUGAUAAGUACUGCAGUGAUAAGUACUGCAGUGAUAAGUACUGCAGUGAUAAGCACUGCAGUGAUAAGUACUGCAGUGAUAAGUACUGCAGUGAUAAGCACUGCAGUGAUAAGUACUGCAGUGAUAAGCACUGCAGUGAUAAGUACUGCAGUGAUAAGUACUGCAGUGAUAAGCACUGCAGUGAUAAGUACUGCAGUGAUAAGUACUGCAGUGAUAAGUACUGCAGUGAUAAGUACUGCAGUGAUAAGUACUGCAGUGAUAAGUACUGCAGCUAUCAGAUUGUUGAGACCGUGCUAAGAACUAUCAAGAGGAAAAUAAAAAGAUGA